AAAUGGAGAGGAGGGGAUAUGAUGAAUAUUACUAUGGAUCUAGAUAUUAUGCAGGUAGUAAGUAUAGGCAUACAGAUCACAGGUAUGCUCCAAAGGUUGUGAGAAGCAGUAUUAAAUACGAUUAUGAGGGUCCAAUCCGCCAAAUCAAUCUUGAUAAUGAAGAACUCAAGAAAAUUCUAUCAAUAAGGGAGGAUGAAGUUAGAAUUCUCCAGUCUGAAAUCCAAACUUUCAAAUCCAAUGAAACUAACAAAGAGAAGGAAAAAGAAUCCAGAGCGCUGCAGCUUAGUCAAACCGAGAAAAGAAUCGUUUCUCUUACCCAAAAAAUAGCUGAUUCUAAGACUAAGCUACAAAACCUCCAAGGAGGAGAUCGCAAGGCUGAUCUCCAGAGGUUGCUAGAAAUUAUGUCUACCAAACAAAAUGAGGAAGAUGAGAUGCAAGCUCGCUUUGACAAGCUAAAGAAAGAACUAGCUCUUCUCAAAGAGGAUGGGCGUAAAUUACAAGCGUCUGCAAAUGAAAAGGAAACUGAAAUUGAAGAAUUUGAGGAUGAGCAACAAGCUAAACAGAUUUCUGAGAAGCAAGAAAUAGAAAGCCUCGAGCUCAUUCUUAGCACAAGUAAGAAAGAUGCUGAACAGCUUGAUACCAAGAUUGGGGAAGAAGACCUCAGGAUUAGAGAUAUCGAUGUUCUUAAUAAAGAAAUCGAGAUCAUCAAUGAAGAAAUCAAAGUGAGGAAAGAAGAUUUUGAUGAACUGAAGGAUGACCUUCAUGUCCUGAAAGAAGAAGUUAAGGACCUUAGAGGAAAAGCACUUAAAAUUAGAAUUGAAAAAGCUCAGAAUGAGAAACAGGUUAGCCAGUACAAGAAUGAUAUUAUGGUAUUUAAAAAAAAUAUUGAAGAACUAACAGAUGCAAUUAAUAAACUCUGUGAGGCUAAAGACAAAAGUAACGCUGCCCCAGGAGUCAAUGGCAAUAGGUCUAGGUAUUAUGGAAAUAGUUUAAGAGGACUUUAUGACAUUAGAACUUCUCCAUAUGCUUAUCAAGAAAGACCAACCUAUUCAAGAUCCUCUUCUCUUGGGAGAAAGACCAUUUCUCAUCCGGAAGAGUAUACCUCAUGUUCAAGAUACUCUUCCUUCGAGAGAACUGUUCAUAAAGAUCCUGAGGUAAUAGAACUUUGUAAUAAAAAGAAAUUUGAGUUGAAACAUAGCAGAGUCUUUAAUCUGUAUAAUUCAAGAAAUGAUACUUGAGAAAGACUUGAUAGAAACAGUCUUGAUCAUUCUCAGGCAAGACAUCAUAAUACCAUUGAGUACGAUAGGCCAUAUGGCGAAAGGCACUCACGAAGGCUCAAGCAAAGAUUACUCUCUUCAAAGAAUCAUACCUCUAUAUUGAAUCGAUUACUUGAGUAUCCAAAAGCAUCUGCAGCUCUAGAUAGAAUGCAGGAUUUUGAUAUAUUUGAGCUAGCAGAUCAGCAAACAGAUAAUAGAAUAUCAUCUGUAGAGAGUAUCUUCGAUGAAUACUCUCAGCAGAAUCAAAACAAGCCUCAGAAAAGAUCAAGAAUUAAAAAAGUAUUCAAUGCAGCCAUGAAUAUGAUGAGAAAGAGAGAAAAUGCCCCUCUCUAAAGAAAGUAGACUCCAUUCAGGCUAUCCAAUGAGGAAAGUAGAUGUACUAGCACUAAAACCAAAGCAGAUGCUAAGACUAUCUGCACAGUUUCCAAGUGGUAGAGUAGGCAUCUAAGAUAUUUACUUCCAUUUUCAACUGAACAUUUUA
Messenger RNA from Moneuplotes crassus, 1758 nucleotides. The record is from the annotation of a GenBank genome assembly. NCBI's taxonomy places the organism in Eukaryota, Ciliophora, Spirotrichea, Euplotida, Euplotidae.